Podarcis muralis (Common wall lizard) is the source of this 2881-nucleotide messenger RNA. It is a transcript of the gene RFXANK, whose product is annotated as regulatory factor X associated ankyrin containing protein. Gene Ontology annotation, biological process: positive regulation of transcription by RNA polymerase II. Gene Ontology annotation, cellular component: nucleus. The record is from RefSeq and is a predicted model, not a curated record. Gene Ontology annotation, molecular function: protein binding. Lineage: Eukaryota; Metazoa; Chordata; Lepidosauria; Squamata; Lacertidae.
CUCUGGGUGACUUCCAACAUAUAUAAAAACAGAAUAAAACAUUAUACAUUAACCAAAAAAUCCCUAUAUAAGGCUGCCUUCAGAUUUCUUCUAAAGGUUAUAUAGUUACCUAUCUCAUUGGCUCAGGGGUUGCAUAAUUCCAUACGCUUCAACGUUUCUUCAGUGAAAAUAGGGGCUUCCUAAGGAAAAGCGGGACAUUCCAGGUUCAUGUGAGAAACUGGAACAGCUCCUGUAAAUCCGGGUUUGUCCCUGGAAAAUAGGGAUGCUUGGAGGGUCUGCAUUCCAACUCUACAAUUCUAUGAUUCUGUGAUACGCCACUGAAUAGAUCCACUGAAAUGAAUAGAAGUGACCAGUUUAGGUCCAUUGCUUUCAGUGGGUCUAAUUUUUGAGUAGGACUGAGUUCGAUGCAAGCUAUUCCUUUCAAUGGGUCUACUCUGGGUAUGAUUUAGACCAUUGAGGUUCUACUCAGCGUAGACCCUCAUGCUGGUUGAGGCUAAUGGGAGCUGUAGUUCAAACCAUCUGAGAGGCACUAGGGUGACAAAGGACGGAAGAGAUUAUCACUACAGCCUGCAGGGGGCUGGACCAGUUCAAUAGCUGCCUGCUGAUAAAACAUGUAAAAGCCUCUGGGUCAUCUUCAGUGCUCAUUGGUUCUGAGGAUGGCAGCUGUUAAAGUUUAUGUGGAGUGUUUUAACUUUUUAAAUUUUGUAGUAUUUUGUAAAAAAUAAAAUAUUUUUUAAAAACAGUUUUAUAGGGUAAUAAAAACAAUAUUUUAUUGUUUUCAAUUGGAAGCUGCUAUGGACGGGCGUUGGCUCAGAACAGCGGUCUAAUAAAUACAUUGAAUAAGUACAAUGCAUUAAAGCAUAAUCAAAACCAAAUUUUCUAGAGGGUUUUAAAAAAAGAAAACAAUUGAACGGCUGGCCCUUUAAACCGUCCUUUGGGGGAAGCGCUUCCUCUUAGUGGCCGGUGAUUGGCGGAGCUGGAGGGCGGGGCGGAGGCUGAGCUGCGCCGCUCAUUCAUAACAAUACCGGCUUCCGCAACCUCAUUCAGAAGCUCUUAAAGGGCCAGGCCUCCACCGCCACCCCGCGGGAGCGGCUGCAAAUGCAUUGUGGGAAGAGAAAGUUACUUUCAGUUUUGCGCGGACGGGCAGAGAGAGCAAAGAGAUGCGUCAAAGUGGAUCUGGCGGCACCAUGAUCGUCAACCUUUGAUAAAGGGCUAUGUGUAAACUUGACGUCAUCGCCCUUCUAAUGGGAGAGGCUGCUCUCAGGGCGCUGUAGACCUGCCGCCGCCAUAGACCCCUUCACAAUUUCUCCAGAAGCUCCUGUCGCCGAAAUGACCCACAACGCCCCCUCAAAGGACCCAGAGAUGCCCGCCAGCGACCAGGAGGACGAUCAGGCAUCAGUCAUCUUGCGGCUGUAUCCGUACUCGGAGGAGAAAGACGACCCGAACCAAGCUGUUCCUGCACCAAAUGAUGGAAGCAGUCUGAAGCUGGCAACCACCCUGACCAACCGGCAGCGUGGCAACGAGGCAUCUGCCUUGCCGGCCACUCUGGACACUCUUUCUAUUCAUCAGCUGGCAGCCCAGGGAGAACUGGUCCUGUUGAAAGAAAAUCUGAGGAAAGGUGAGAACCUUUUAAACAAGCCCGACGAGCGGGGCUUCACGCCUCUGAUGUGGGCCGCGGCUUUUGGAGAGAUUGAGACCAUCCGCAGCAUGCUGGAAUGGGGCGCAGACCCCCACGUCCUUGCAAAGGAGAGGGAGAGCGCCCUGUCUCUCGCCAGCAUGGGGGGCUACACGGACAUCGUCACCUUACUCCUGGAGAAGGACGUGGACAUCAACACUUACGACUGGAACGGCGGGACCCCUCUCCUCUAUGCCGUGCGCGGGAACCACGUCAAAUGCAUUGAGGCCUUGCUAGCCCACGGUGCUGAUCUCACAACCGAGGCAGAUUCAGGAUACACCCCGAUGGACCUGGCAGUCGCUCUGGGACACAAGAAAGUGCAACACGUGAUGGAAAAACAUAUCCUCAAGUUGUUGCGGAGCAGAGAACCUGAGUGACACAGGACUUCUUGUCAGACUGGGGGGGGGGGAGGACCUUCUCCCUGCCCCCCACCAUUUUCCUCUCUGCUUUGAAGGUGGAAUCAAGGGAAAGCCUUCUGCACUGAGCGGCUGAUCUGAGGCACAUGAGACAGGGUUGGAUAUUUGAGUCACCGGGCUUUAAAAAGUUCGCUACAGCCCUCGUGGAAAGAGGGGGCAGUGGAGGGGUUAGGUUUGACGGCAAGACACGACCCCCCCCCCAACCUGCUUGUUGCCAUCAGCUUGCUAUUUUUUAUUAAUUUAUUGAAUUUUUAUACCGCCCAAUACCCGGAGGUCUCAUUUAUCAACUUGAUGACCACUAAGCACCAGAACUAUUCAGAACCCCUGAAAUCCAGACUCUGGACUCCAGCCAGAGGAGAAGUUUCCGGAGGCAAAGGAACUCCAGGUGGCUCGCAGAAGCAAGCCAAGCUGCAAAUAAGAAGGCACCUGAUAUUUCCCCCACUGCCGUUUGCAAACUGUUCUGAGCUGGGAUGCGUGCGAUGGGAGAGAGAAUUUUGCAGAUUCCCGAACCAAAAAAAAAGUACUACGUACCAUACUUUUAAAAUUUGAAAUGGCAACAACUGAACACCCCCGAUUAAUGGAAGAAACUAUUCUGUCCCUAGAAUACUUGCUGAAACUGCUAAGCAGGUGACCCUGCUACACUGUGCUUGUCUUAAACAGCAGGCUUGCUUAUUUCCGCUCGCCUAGGGCGAACCAGGACUCCAGGUGAGCAGCUGUGAAGAGCUUUCUUUUUAAAUAAAGGAAUGAAUAUCCCGGCAUAAAAAUACAAAAUAAAUUAUUGUUCACUAUU